AUGGAAAUAGUCCGCAGAAAAGGGGAUAACAAUGGUGCACUGUGCAGUGACUCCAACGUGGAGCUGAGCCAGUACCGGGACCCACCCUUCCGGGGUGACAAUGAAGAACAGGAAAAAUUACUAAAGAAGAGAUGUAGGUUCGAUGCGAGAAAACUUCCCGUUUACACCACUGAAGGACACAUCUAUGAAUUCUUCAGCAAAAGUGGCAGCAUAAAGAAAAUCGUGAUGGGCCCGGAUAAGAUGAAGAGAACAGCAUGUGGGUUCUGCUUUGUGGAGGCCCAUUCAAGAGCAGGUGCAGAAAAUGCUGUGGGGUACAGACAUGGAACUCAUCUGGGUGACCGGAUCAUUCACACAGACUGGGACCCAGGCUUUAAGGAGGACAAGCGGUAUGGCCGUGGGCAAUCUGGGGACCAAGUAGGAGAUGAGUAUCAGCAGGACAAUGAUGCAGGGGGCGGGGGGGUGUGGAGGCUUUGGAAAACUGGCCCCAAACCAGUGAGUGGCGAGAGCCCCAUCAUGAAAACUCACUCCUGCGGCCUGUUGAAUUUGCCGGGCAUUACCCAGAUCGAGGUUUCUGUCUUCAUCUCCCAUGUGAAUGACUGGAAGCAGCUUUCCAACUGUCUCCCCAUUUGCACGCUUGCCUGCCCCCCCAAAGCCAGUGCCAACCUGAUUCUGUCCCCGGCCGAAGCCCUUCAGUGGCUCCUCAGAAUUCUUAGGCUGAAACCUCCUCUGGAGGAGUGUACGCUCUCCAUGGCCGUGGCCGUGGCCGAGUGA
Messenger RNA from Ailuropoda melanoleuca (giant panda), 771 nucleotides. Its product is annotated as nuclear cap-binding protein subunit 2-like. Gene Ontology annotation, cellular component: nuclear cap binding complex. NCBI's taxonomy places the organism in Eukaryota, Metazoa, Chordata, Mammalia, Carnivora, Ursidae. Gene Ontology annotation, molecular function: RNA cap binding. The transcript is spliced from 4 exons. The record is from RefSeq and is a predicted model, not a curated record. Gene Ontology annotation, biological process: mRNA cis splicing, via spliceosome. Bases 1 to 771 code for a protein of 256 amino acids.